Manis pentadactyla (Chinese pangolin) is the source of this 6000-nucleotide messenger RNA. RefSeq names its product period circadian regulator 2 (gene PER2). Gene Ontology annotation, molecular function: transcription cis-regulatory region binding; transcription corepressor binding. Gene Ontology annotation, cellular component: cytoplasm; nucleus. The transcript is spliced from 23 exons. Gene Ontology annotation, biological process: circadian regulation of gene expression; entrainment of circadian clock by photoperiod; negative regulation of transcription by RNA polymerase II. The record is from RefSeq and is a predicted model, not a curated record. Lineage: Eukaryota; Metazoa; Chordata; Mammalia; Pholidota; Manidae. The coding region runs from base 16 to 3936 and encodes 1306 amino acids.
CGGCUCUCCCCCGGUAUGCAGAUGAUGGCGCUGCCGCCAAUGGCGGGCGCCGGGGGCGGGCACGGCACACGGUCACGUUUUCCACUCUGUGACAGAGGCUGGCCGGCUGCGUGCGGUGCUGCGGGCUGCGAACUGCUCUCGGCCGCCGGGGCAGCGGCCGCGGAGCGGGCAGACAACGCGCGGACCAGCGGGGACGCGGCACAGUGGAACCCAACCAAGAAGCUGGUGGAGCCCAAGGCCAGCCCAGCCCCGCUCCAGGAAGACGUCGACAUGAGCAGUGGCUCCAGUGGAAACGAAGGCACCGAAAACUGCUCCACAGGCCGGGGUUCGCGGGGCAGCAACUGUGAAGGCCACAGCAAGGAGCUGGGGGAGCCUCCCACCCACCGCCAGGGUCCAGAUGCCUUUAGCCUAAUGAUGGCGAAGUCUGAACACCACCCAUCUACAAGUGGCUGCAGUGAGCAGUCUGCCAGGGCAGACACACAUGAAGAACUGAUAAAAACGCUGAAGGAGCUGAAAGUCCACCUCCCUGCAGACAAGAAGGCCAAAGGGAAAGCCAGCACGCUGGCGACCUUGAAGUAUGCCCUGCAGAGCGUGAAGCAAGUGAGAGCCAACGAGGAGUACUACCAGCUGCUGAUGGCCUCCGAGAGCCACCCCUGCAGCGCCAGCGUGCCCUCUUACACCAUCGAGGACAUAGAGAGCGUCACCUCUGAGUUCGUGGUGAAGAAUGCGGACAUGUUUGCUGUGGCUGUGUCCCUGGUCACUGGGAAAGUCCUGUACAUCUCUGACCAAGUUGCUUCCAUCUUUCACUGUAAAAGAGAUGCCUUUCUCAACGCCAAACUCGUGGAGUUCUUGGCACCCGGUGACGUCAGCGUGUUCCACAGCUCCACCAUGCCCGACAAGCUCCCGCCAUGGAGCGACCGCAGCGGGCCAGAUUCUUUUACUCAGGAAUGCAUGGAGGAGAAAUCUUUCUUUUGCCGUGUCAGUGCCGGGAACAACCACGAGAAUGAGAUUCGCUACCUGCCGUUCCGCAUGACGCCUUACCUGGUCAGGGUGCGGGAGCCGCAGGGCGCCGAGAGCCAGCUGUGCUGCAUGCUGCUGGCAGAGAGAGUGCACUCGGGCUACGAAGCUCCUAGAAUUCCUGCUGAAAAGAGAAUUUUUACGACCACCCAUUCACCAAAUUGUUUAUUCCAGGAUGUCGACGAAAGGGCUGUCCCCCUCCUGGGCUACCUGCCUCAGGACCUCAUCGAGAGCCCUCUGCUUGUGCACCUUCACCCCAGUGACAGGCCUUUGAUGCUCACCAUCCACAAAAAGAUUGUGCAGUCGGGUGGGCAGCCUUUCGACUAUUCUCCCAUUCGCUUCUGUGCCUGGAACGGCGAGUACGUCACCCUGGACACCAGCUGGUCCGGCUUCGUCAACCCGUGGAGCCGGAAAAUCUCCUUCAUCAUCGGGAGACACAGAGUCAGGGUGGGCCCUUUGAACGAGGACGUGUUCUCAGCUCUGCCGCACGUGGAGGAGAAGAGUGCGCACCCCGACAUUCAGGAGCUCACAGAGCAGAUCCACCGGCUGCUGCUGCAGCCUGUCCCCCACAGCGGCUCCAGCGGCUACGGGAGCCUGGGCAGCAACGGGUCCCACGAACACCUCAUGAGCCAGGCCUCGUCCAGCGACAGCAACGGCCACGAGGACCCCUGCCGCAGGAGAGCCGGAAUUUGUAAAAAUGGUAACAAGGUCAAAAGCAGAAGUCAUCAUCCUGACGAAGCUGGGGAACAAAAGGGAAGGUCUGCUUCAGAAAGUUCCCCUGCUCCGAUGCAAGCUGUCCCCCUGAUGGAAAAGGACAGCUUAGGGACCAGCCUGCCGGAGGCCAGUGUUCCUGAAGAGCUGGCCUGCAAGAACCAGCCCGUCGGCUCCUACCAGCAGAUAAGCUGCCUGGACAGUGUCAUCAGGUACCUGGAGAGCUGCAGCGAGGCCACCACACUGAAGAGGAAGUGCGAGUUCCCGGCCAACACCCCUGCUCCACAGGCCAGUGACAAGCGGAGGGCCGGCCCCGGGCUGCGGCUGGCAGAGACGGCAUCGCCUUCCAAGGCAAACAGCUGCGCAGACGUUAGCACCCACCUGACCUCACUGGUACCACGGGGCAAGGCGGAGAGCGUGGCAUCCCUCCCCAGCCAGUGCAGCUAUAGCAGCACCAUUGUCCACGUGGGAGACAAGAAGCCGCAGCCUGAGCUUGAGACGGCGGAAGACGCAGCCAGCGGGCCCGAGUCUCCCGGGUGCCUGGCGGGCCCCCCGCUGCCCUGCAGCUUGGGCCUGGAGAAGGAGCCCUUCAGGAGGCUGGGCCUCACCAAGGAAGUGCUGGCCGCCCACACCCAGAAGGAGGAGCAGAGCUUCCUGCUAAAGUUCAAAGAGAGAAAGAAACUCAGCGUCUUCCAGUCCCGCUGCCACUACUACUUACAGGAGAGGUCCAAGGGGCAGUCGAGUGAAAGAACUGCUCCUGGACUGAGAAAUACCUCUGGAAUAGAUUCAUCUUGGAAAAAAACUGGGAAGAACAGAAAACUGAAGUGCAGACGGGCCAAGCCUCGAGCCUCCGCCGAGAGCCCCGGGUCUGGGGGGCCCAGGCCACACCGCCCCCCGCUGGCCGGCCUGGGCGCUGCAGCCUGGUCACCCUCGGGCGCGUCCCCGCCCAGCGGCCCUGCCGUGCCCUUCCCCCUCCCGGGGCCAGCCUACUCCCUGCGCGUGUUCCCACCCCCAGGAAUCGCGCCAGCACCCGGGGCCGCGGCAGCGGCGCCCGGGGCCCCCCACGCCGCUGUCACGGCCCCUGCCGUGCCCGUGGGCACCCAGCGCACGUGUGCGGUCCAGCCCCCAGCAUCCGCAGCCCCCUUGGCCCCGGUCAUGGCGUUGGUGCUGCCCGGCUGCUCUUGCCCCUCGGUGACCCCAAACUUGCCGCAGGCCUUCUUCCCCGGUCGGCCUGAGUCUUCCGGUCAGACCUCACUCCCCAAACAGCCAUGUGCUUGUCCUCAGUCAGGGGCUGGGCCACCGGCGUCACGUGCAGCCGCGCCGGCCUCCCCGCCGUUGGCCGCCGAGCCCACAGGCAGGGCCUCCCCGCCCCUUUUCCAGUCCCGAGGCAGCUCCCCCCUGCAGCUCAACCUGCUGCAGCUGGAGGAGGCCCCGGAGGGCAGCGCUGCAGCGGGGGCCUCCGGGACAACGGUUGCAGGGCCAGGCUGCAAGCCUGCAACGUCCCGGGACCAGUGGCCGGAGGCACCGCCCACCCACGGUGAGCCUGCCAACACCCAGAACAGCGAUGCCCUCUCUGCCUCCAGUGGCCUGCUCGACCUCUUGCUGCACGGGGACCUCUGCUCCGCCACAGGGUCGGCCCUGUCUGGGAGCGGGGCCUCAGCCACCUCUGACUCCCUGGGCUCCAGCUCGCUGGGCUGCGACGCACCCAGAGGUGGGACAGGCAGUGACACAAGUCACACCAGCAGAUAUUUAGGAAGCAUUGACUCUUCAGAGAAUAAUAACGAAGCAAGCGUGCAGGCGGACUUGGGGGACAGCGGACACUUCCUCAAGUAUGUCCUCCAGGACCCCAUCUGGCUGCUGAUGGCCCACAUGGAUGACAGCGUGAUGAUGACAUACCAGGUGCCUUCCCGGGACUUGGAAGCGGUUUUGAAGGAGGACAGAGAGAAGCUGCGGCUGCUGCGGAAGUUCCAGCCCAGGUUCACGGAGGGCCAGAGGCGGGAGCUGCAGGAGGCCCACCCCUGGGGGCAGCCCUGCGGGCUGCCCGCGGUGCUCCACGCGGCGGAGUGUGUUUACUGUGACAGCCAGGGACAAGUUGGCACUUGCAUGCCCCGUGAGGAAGAUAUGCCUCCUCUGGGGUUCACUGAAGCAGCAGACACCAGAGAAGAGGAGAGACCCCCACUGAGCCACAGGAAAGAACAGCAGGCAUGACCCUGGCCACACCCCGACAGCUAGCGAUCUACCUUAGAUGAUGCGGAAGAGGUGGACCUUCUACAUGCUGUUUCUAACGGAAUGGACAGAUACACUUACAUUGUUUUUUUUGUUUUAGAAAAAAAUAUAUACUUUUCUGAAGGGGUGAUUUAAGGGAUAGAGGGUGGGAAGGGUUUGGGGAAAAAUUAAUUUUGUAUUUAAAAUACAAAUAUGCAGCUUGGGAGGCAAGGGAAGAGCGUUCCUUGUUAUCUGAAAAAGACUGGAUCCCCUCUUUGUACGCGGGGGGAAGUUGCCCGAGUGCUCCCAGAAGGCCUUGGGCCAUGACAAGGCCUCUGUCCGGGGCACCAGUGUCCACCGGCCUCCUGUGGGUUGUCCCACACAUCGUACCAGACUGUGACAAAGAGCUAGGAUGCCAUAUGGGACUCCACGCCGGGGGCACUGGAUUUCCGGAGCCUCCCCAGAGUGUGUUUGGGCAAGUCUGCUCUCUCAGGAGCUGCUUUUCAUCUAAAUUAUCAUUUUGUCAGACUAGAUAUUUUUAAAACAUAACAAGUGGAGAUUCCAGCCUCUCCUAAUUUUCUUUCAAAAUGUUUCACUUUAAAUGGUGUGAAGCGUAGUUUGGCAACUGGCAGCUUCAGCUGCAGGUACUAGGGCGGGAAACAUCUCGAUCUGACGCAGCUUUCGUUGGGGGUGAACAAAGUUCAGAUGCUCAGUCUAGCCCAAAGGAGCCCAGUGGUGUGUGUAACCAGCUCCAUCAGAUUAACACACCCAGGCCUUUCUGCACAUUUCCUCAUUCCGCAUCCUUUGCAGACCCUGGCCGAGGUGUAGAUAAAAAUGUGUUGUCUGUCAUCUCUUUAUGGUGACUCUCCUCUGCACACCAGGCUUUGCUGGUCACAUACGGGACCCAUUCGUUGUCUGCUCUUCGCUGGAGCCUCCCAACAUCAGCUGUGGUCCUGGCAGGGAGCAGCCGCUGACACUGUGGGCCAGUAUUCCCAAGGGUGCUGUGAGCUCACCUCUCCCACCGCACCCUGGCCAGGGACACUGGCCCUUAUUCUUUUCAUGAGCCUGACCACCUGGUGCAGCUUCUGGUCUCUGUGGCAAUGUCCGUUAGUGCCACCAGCACUUUCAGGCAUUGCGACCCUUGGGAAGAGUGAGGGUGGUCUGCCCAACUUGCUCCAACCCUCAAAUUGUAUCAUCUGGAUGCAGAGAUUGGAAAAAUCAUGUUGGUCCCUGGAGUGAAUCAGGAGUUACCACGGAUGAAACCAUUGACUUAAAACUGGGUGAGUCUGCAGGAGCUGAGAAGGAAGCAGACUCCCCUCAUUCUCUGGGAAGCAGUGGGGCUGGAACAGAGAGUGUCUCCUUCAGUCUGGUUGGUUGUCAUAGUAAAACCAUCUGAUGGCUGAAUAUGAAUUCUAUUUUUCAUAAACUCAAACAAAAACAGUUUUUUUUUUUAAUUUGCAAACUAUCAUCACCGUCAGAUUCCCAAAAUGAAGUAGUUGUGCAUUUGUGUGGAAAUUAGAUGCUCCAACCGCUUCCUGCCUCUAAAGUCAGACCAUUAAGGGAUUUGAUGUUAGUCAAGUUUCCAUCUGUUACGUAGACUCAAAGCUGCCCAUUCUCUGCUGCUGUGAGUGGUCACCAUCUGCGGUGUCCAUUGAACGCAUACCCGUCGAUUGUUAACUGCGUAGCUUCAGCACGUGCUGAGAAGUUGACAGUAAGCAUUUUGUGAAACUGUUUACACUGUGCCAUGUAUCAGAUUGCGUACUCUUUAGUAUGUAUGCUUACAGGGGCUUAUAAAAACUUGCUCUCAAUUUUAAACUGAGCCUUCUUUUUAAUAUAUUCCUAAAAAGAUGUAACACUCUCAGAGUCUGUGUAAUGACUUGUUCAGCCUUGCCAGACAAUUGGUUUGUUCCUGUGCAAACCAAACUUUCUUCACCCAGUGCAGUAUAUCUGUUUGACUGCUUAUAUCUUUUUAUGACUUUUUGCCCUUUAGAAACUUGGUAAAUAAAACGAGUAUAUUUUUAUUUUUAAUUGUAUUUUAAUGUAGUACAGAAUAAAAACAAGAGAUAA